Molecule: messenger RNA, 1134 nt
Organism: Oncorhynchus kisutch (coho salmon)
Lineage: Eukaryota; Metazoa; Chordata; Actinopteri; Salmoniformes; Salmonidae
Product: dedicator of cytokinesis protein 1-like
Exons: 5
Coding region: 687-1106 (139 amino acids)
Biological process (GO): small GTPase-mediated signal transduction; cell migration; myoblast fusion
Cellular component (GO): plasma membrane; cytoplasm
Molecular function (GO): guanyl-nucleotide exchange factor activity; small GTPase binding
Source: RefSeq, a predicted model, not a curated record
GAGACAUAUGAAGGUAUGAACACACUGAGGACACAGUCCACAUACUAGAGACAUAUGAAGGUAGGAACACACUGACUGAGGACACAGUCCACAUACUAGAGACAUAUGAAAGUAAGGAACACACUGAUGACACAGUCCACAUACUAGAGACAUAUGAAGGUAGGAACACACUGACUGAGGACACAGUCCACAUACUAGAGACAUAUGAAGGUAUGAACACACUGAUGACACAGUCCACAUACUAGAGACAUAUGAAGGUAUGAACACACUGAUGACACAGUCCACAUACUAGAGACAUAUGAAGGUAGGAACACACUGAUGACACAGUCCACAUACUAGAGACAUAUGAAGGUAGGAACACACUGACUGAUGACACAGUCCACAUACUAGAGACAUAUGAAGGUAGGAACACACUGAUGACACAGUCCACAUACUAGAGACAUAUGAAGGUAGGAACACACUGACUGAUGACACAGUCCACAUACUAGAGACAUAUGAAGGUAGGAACACACUGAUGACACAGUCCACAUACUAGAGACAUAUGAAGGUAGGAACACACUGACUGAUGACACAGUCCACAUACUAGAGACAUAUGAAGGUAGGAACACACUGAUGACACAGUCCACAUACUAGAGACAUAUGAAGGUAGGAACACACUGAUGACACAGUCCACAUACUAGAGACAUAUGAAGGUAAGGAACACACUGACUGAUGACACAGUCCACAUACUAGAGACAUAUGAAGGCUGGUACAGAGGUCACAGGCUGAGGAGGAAGUCCAAGAAAUUCCAGGGGAUCUUUCCUGCCUGUUACAUUCACCUCAAGGAGGCCACCGUUGAAGGCAAUGGGCACAAGGAGACGGUGAUUCCCAACGAGCUGCCUCUGGUCCAGGAGGUCACCACCACCCUGCGGGAGUGGGCUUCCAUAUGGAGAGACCUCUACGUGGUGAGUGGAGGGGACAGGCGUGAGAUGUUUAACUCUGUCAGGGACAUGAUCUAUGACCUGAUCGAGUGGCGAUCUCAGAUCCUUUCAGGGACGCUCCCACAAGACGAGCUGACUGAGCUUAAACAGAGAGUCACCUCUAAGAUCGACUACGGGAACAAGUAAGGAACUGCUGUGUCUCUCUCCUCUCUCU